Messenger RNA from Paramecium sonneborni, 1495 nucleotides. NCBI's taxonomy places the organism in Eukaryota, Ciliophora, Oligohymenophorea, Peniculida, Parameciidae. The record is from the annotation of a GenBank genome assembly.
AAUGAAUAAAUUAUAUCCAACAGAUAAAAUACAUCAUCAAUAUGUUGAAUAUCCAUAGCGUUGGCUACAAUUAGUCUUAUUUUUAUGUGCUUUGCUUUCAAACAUUAUGUUUGGAUUUUCGCUUUCGCCUAUUGUGAAAGAAAUGUCAUUAGUUUAUCAAGUUGAUAGUAGGUAAAAGAUUCUUAAAUAAUGAAGAUAUUUGUAAUUUUUGACAAUUAGUUUUACCGUCUUUUCUGUAAUUAUGAUAAUACCAGGAAACAUAAUUAAUGAAAAGUAUGGAAUUAGGAUGAGUAUUAUCAUAGGUAUGAAUAAUUAGAUUAUUAAAGGUUGUUCAUUAACUUUUGUUGGGUCCAUUUUUGCAAUUUUCAUAAAUGUUUCUUUUUGGUUUUUCUUUAUUGGAUAAUUGAUCUCUUUAAUUGGAUUUCCAUUUAGAUUGAUAAGUGCAUCAAAGUUUGUUGCAAAUUGGUUUUACCCUGAAAAUAGAAUCCUUAUUAUGGUGAUAAUAGCUUUAGUUUUUAAUGCGAGUUCAGGAAUAGCUAUUAGAAUUCCACUUAUUGUAUUAGGAGACUUUUAGAUUCAUGAUGGUCCAACAGAAGAAUAAAUAGAAUUAGGAAGGGCUUUAAUAGAGAGUUUGAUGUUUUUACUAUUUGGAUUGAUGAUUUUACUAUGUGUACCACCAAUACUAUUUUUCUUAAGUAAGCCAAUUACUCCUCCAAGUUAUAGUGCUUCAGAUGUAUAGAUAGUUUAAUUCAUUAGGAAUGCGUUAGAGAAGAUUAUCACAAAGCUAGUUUAAUAGUCACUAAUAACCCUGAUUUCAUUUUGUUAACUAUUAGUUUCGCUUUUAUCUUAGGGACUAUUACAUUAUUUACUCUAUAGAUGGAAUAUUUUAUAUAGCCAUUCAAUUAUUCACUCAAAGAUUAGAGCAAUUUAGUUUUAGUAGGAGUGAUAGCUGGUUUAAUUGGAGAUAUUUGUGUAGGAACAGCUAUAAAGAAAACUUAAUCUUAUAAAAAAGUGUUGAGAAUUUGUAACAUUUUAGUGACUGUAUUAUUUGGAAUUCUCAUACUAGCACUUCAUUUAAACAAAGUGUUUUUCUUUAUUGUUUACUUUUUUUUGUGUGGAAGUUCUGCCAUUAUGGCUUUGACUUUUGAAUUCUCUUGUGAAUUAUGUUUUCCUUUAAGUGAAAAUACUACAAUUGCUAUGUUAGGUUUCUUUGGAAACCUUCUUAAUUUCUUUCAAGGAAUUCCAGAAAUCUUAAUCCUUAAGGUAUUUUGAAAUUCAUAAUCUAAAAUAGGGCGAUAAUUAAUUAUGUUCUACUUUAGCUAUGAUAUUUAUGCUUAUCUUAAUUUGUAGUUCAAAUAUUUUGACUAUGAAAAUCAACGAAAACCUUAAGAGAUCAGAACAAGAUAUUCAAUUGGAUGAUAGAAUUGAAAAGAAAAAUACUGAAGUCAGCUUAUUAGAAUAAUCAAAAUUUAAUAGUAGUAAUGAUGAUUAUUGA